Messenger RNA from Humulus lupulus (European hop), 1383 nucleotides. RefSeq names its product NDR1/HIN1-like protein 6. The record is from RefSeq and is a predicted model, not a curated record. The transcript is spliced from 3 exons. NCBI's taxonomy places the organism in Eukaryota, Viridiplantae, Streptophyta, Magnoliopsida, Rosales, Cannabaceae. Gene Ontology annotation, cellular component: plasma membrane. Bases 287 to 1033 code for a protein of 248 amino acids.
CUCUCUCUCUUUCCUUUCUAUCUUCUUCAUAAAUGGAAUGACCUUUCUCCUCGUGAUCCCAUUUCUUCACAUUUUGUUUUUAUUUUCUACAUUUUUAUUUUAUUUAUUUAUUCAUUUAUUUUCUUUUCUCUCUUUCUUUCCAUCCAUUUUUUUCUUCUUCUCCAAUCAAGCCAUAUAAUUUUGGAUCAAGCUCCAUUCCCUUUCUACGACAUUAAUCAUUGUAAUGUCGUUUGUGGUAAAAUUCUCUUUCUGAGAGCACCGCCAAGUUCGAUUUGAGAAAAUAUCAAUGGCAGAUCAACCUCAAAAGCCGCCGCUACAGAAACCACCGGGCUAUAGAGACCCGACUGCGGCGCCGGGAAAACCCGCGAUGAGCAGACCGCCGCCUCGAAAAUCCGUCUUGCCGACGACGUUUCACCACAAGAAACGACGCCGAAAUUGGUGUCGCACUUGCUGUUGCUUCAUCUUCGUUUUCCUCCUCCUCUUAAUCUUCGUCCUCGCCAUAGCUGGCGGGCUCUUCUACCUCUGGUUCGACCCGAAGCUACCCGUAUUCCAUCUCCAGUCGUUUCGGGUACCCAAAUUCAACGUCACGGUCAAGUCGGACGGGACUUACCUCGACGCGCAUACCGUGACGCGGAUCGAGGUGAAGAACCCAAAUAGUAAAUUGGAGAUUUUCUACGGCAGGACCCAGGUAAGUGUUACGGCAGGGGGAGACGACACCGAGUUUGGGUCGCAACAAGUCAGUGGGUUCACUCAGGGAAAGAAGAACACGACGAGUUUGAAGAUUGAGACAGCUGUGAAGAACCAGUUGGUGGACGAUGGGUUAGGGACGAAGCUCAAAAAUGGGUUCAAGAACAAGGGUUUGGUGGUGGACGUGGAGGCUCGAACUCGGGUCGGGUUUAUCGUUCAAGGCAUGAAGAUUGGGACUGUGGAAGUGGAUGCAUUGUGUGGUGGAGUUAGCUUGAAGAAGCUUGACAGCGGUGACAUGCCCAAGUGCUCUGUCAAUUUGUUCAAAUGGAUCAACCUACAUUAUUGAUAUAUGGGUCACACAUGGAGGCUGUUAAUAGAAGAAGAGCAUUGAGUACAUAACUAUAUAUAUAUAUAUAUCAUUUUGGUUUUGGGCUGCAAUUUUAUACAAACAAAAAGUUGUUGCUAGUUUUAAUAUAAAUAUCUAUGUUAUAAACCUAUACGGCAUAUUCUUCGCUUGGGAAAAUCAAAAGUAAAAAAAAAAAAAUUCUUCGCUUGGUUGUCUUUUUUCUUCCCUUUUUUGUGAUUAAAAGUGGGAUUGGAUUUGUUUAUGUAUUUUAAUUUUGGUGGUUGAAAUUGAAUUGGUAAGUUAUUAUAUUUUAAAAUAUUUAUAUAUAUAGUGAGUGUAAGAUUCUUAUA